AUGUCACCGAGCAAAACCUGGCAGACCGAGUUCGGUAUAUCUUGCGCUCAAAUAUAUUUGAUGUCACCGAACUCGAACGGCUACGACGUGAGGCUGUUCCUUCGUCGGGUGAAAAUGCUGCGACUGAGGAUGCGACUGAGGAUGCCACAACUUGCUGAGCAAACGGCAAAUGUGGAUGCCGCCGUGAAUACGCCAGUUGUGGUUGAUUCAAACGAUGAUGGAACAGUCGCCCAGGAACUGGAGCUAGAGCAAAUGAGGAGUACAUUGGAAGAGGCGAUUGUGGAAACGCGCAGUACGCCUCUCGAAAAUCGACCGGGACUUCCCCGCUUAGCCCUAAGCAAGCGGAAUCGGGCUGUCGUGAGGGCUCUGAACCCAAUGUUGGUUACCUAUUUGGAAGCCAGCCGGGACCUUUGCGAGACGGACUCAAUUCUUUUUGGCGCCACACUGGCAGUCUGCCGUAUUAUAGGCGCCAAACUUUCCACGGCUGGACGCGCUACUGGACAAAGUAGUGCUAUCCCAGCCUGGAGAAUAAGAAUUGAAGAACGUAUCGCAAAGGCUAGGGCCCUCAUCGGCAGACUGAUAUGCUUCAGGUCAGGCAAUACCAGGCCAAGUAUUUUGCGCACCGUCAGGAUGGCGUUUGCUGGGACAAAUGUUAGUUUGUCCCAGCCGGAUAUAAUGCAAAAAUUGACGGAGCGCAUAGAAGACCUGAAGCAAAGAAUCGCUGCUUGGGGAAAGCGGAUUCGGCGAUAUACCGAGAGGUCGACACGGUUCAACCAGAAGUCAGUCAGUUCUCUUCCAGAGUGA
Molecule: messenger RNA, 804 nt
Organism: Parnassius apollo (apollo)
Lineage: Eukaryota; Metazoa; Arthropoda; Insecta; Lepidoptera; Papilionidae
Source: the annotation of a GenBank genome assembly